Molecule: messenger RNA, 2405 nt
Organism: Lobosporangium transversale
Lineage: Eukaryota; Fungi; Mortierellomycota; Mortierellomycetes; Mortierellales; Mortierellaceae
Exons: 6
Coding region: 78-2342 (754 amino acids)
Source: RefSeq, a predicted model, not a curated record
CCUCACUCUCUCUCAUCUCUAUUCAGCUCCCUUUCCUCUCUUCUUCCAUCUCAAUCACUUUUUUGUCUGCUUGCUGAAUGCAACUUGCAUUUCACAUGUCAGAUUCACAAGACACCAAUUCUCUCGUACACAAUACCAUGCAUCUCACACUCGAUACUCCAGGAGAUCCUUCACUUGACUCACAACAUAAGCAAAAUGCGCCCGGCAACCCUCAAUUGAUGCAUCAUCACACCAAUACAGCCCUAGAUAAUCAUGAUCAACAAUUGAGUACCACAGCUCAACAUCCCAGAGAUGCAUGGGCUGACCAGGGCCAUUUUCCGUUGCUAUUAGGCGAAAUCUCUCAGCGUCUGAUACCUGCUAGAGGUGGAAGUCAUAUCAUAUUAACCGGUGUCAACUUUAGAGAGGGUAUAGAAGUUGUCUUUGAGUGUCCACAGCUGGGUGACAGCGUCAAGUCAAAGGUGAUCACUCCUCGGAUCCACAAAAACACAGAGAUGGAAUUUACGUCGCCUAAUCUUCUUGACUGGUUAGCAAUGAACAAGGGCAUACAUCCAUGCAAGGAGUUGAAUCUGUCUGUCUCGUUAAUCUGUGCUGGUGCAAAAGGCGAAGAGGAUAUGGACACUACAUUUGAGAUGACUGCUGUUGAAGAUUCCGAAACUGAGCUGCUGCAUAAUAUCAUUGAACUCCAUCGUCAAUUGAUCCUGACAAACCUUACGAGUACAUUGGACUUGGAGGCAAAUAAAACAUCCAGACAAAAGACGUUGACUUUGCUGAAGUUGGAGCAGCCUCCCAAUGUAACACGGUCAGAGCACUUGGCACUAGGUGUUUUAUACAUGCUCUGCAAUGAACAUGAUCAAAUCUCAACAGAGAGUCUGGACAUUAUACGAAGAGCAACAAAGGAAGGACACGAUAUGUUACAUUUAGCUGUCAUUCAGGGCCAGAGAACAUUAGUAAGAGAGAUUGUUCGACACUUGCUCACAUGGUUUCGAACACAUCCAAUUACCAGCGACAGCGAGCUCUUCGCCAGGAAUAAGAAUGGAGAGUCAGCACUCGAUCUUGCAAAAAUUCUUAGGCAUGAAGCGAUUGAUCAUGUGCUAACAGAAGCUUUGGAAGUAGCUCAGGAGCUGAAGAACACAACUCUGAAGCUACCCCCUCGUCCUCUGCCUAUAGCUCCUGCGGCCGAUCUCUCGGAAUCGACAAUAAGUAGCUCGAGCGGAAGUACAUAUCUGUCACCCGUCCCCUCUGUCCCUACCCAGACUCUGGAUCGUCCUUUACCACCAACUCCAUUGACAUCUCCUUUCCAGGAAUCAGAAACGACUUACUUCCCUCCACUUUUAGCUAACGGUGUCCCCACAGGAUCACAAGAGCGUCUGGCAUCAGUUGACACAUCUGCUUCCGCAGGAUCAACAUCCCCUUCACAACCUCCUCAGAGGGUCCAGACAGCUCAUGCAAUCAUUGAGAACCAUAGCAGUAUAGGACCAGCCCCAACAAUAUAUGAAGACUCCUCGACUUAUAUCAGCGCUGCACAUUAUAGCCACAUUACUGCAGCUCCGCAUUACAAUCACCCAUCCAUUUCAUAUCCUGAUCCGACUCUUCAUUUUCAACCACACCCUGCUGUUUCUGGAGAGUAUUCUUCAUCGCCAAUAUACCCACCUAAUCCACACAACAUCCCCCCACCGCGUGCCAGCACAGUCCCAGCUCCCCAUACGCGACCUCAGGGCCCGCAAGGCGAACGUCCAGCCCAGCCACCAUACAAGACUACUUCGGCUGCACAAUUCAGGCCUCUGCCUGCAACGCCCCAUUCAACAGCUCCCCCACUGCCUCCGCCAAAGCAUAAAAUCACGCGUGUCACUCGCCCAAAACAGUUUACAGUCCCAGCAGUGGGGGAAUCCCCAGCGGAAUCGCCGCCUAUCCCAUCAAUGCCGCAGCCACUACCAGUAUCAAUACCAUACUCAUCUCCACUGAGCCACCAUCAAUCUGCACCGUUGCUUCCGUGGCCAACCCCAAUGCCAACACCUGCUCAACAUACUUUACCGUUACCGCAGCACCUCAUGUCUCCUGUAGAUCAUCAACAGCAUACAUAUCUUCAUCAUCACUCCCAGGUCACUAUACCUCCUUCAAUGCCUGGGCAACAUCAGCAGUAUCCAACCCCUCAGCAGUAUCCGAUGCCUCAGCAGUACUCCGCAUCAAUGCCGUUACCACACCAUCCUGGCACAGUGCCAUCACCAUUACCGGCCUAUCAGCAACCAUAUUCACUCUCUCCAGAUCUACAUCAUCCAUCACCUCACAUUCAUAAACCUAAUAGUCAGAGCAGUGAUGACAAAGUUAAAGUAUAUGUCAGUUAAUAAAGUAAAAGCUGCUUUUGACCUGAUACUCCUCUUAUCUCGUUUAAAAUAAAUAAAAAAAAC